Molecule: messenger RNA, 4097 nt
Organism: Cyprinus carpio (common carp)
Lineage: Eukaryota; Metazoa; Chordata; Actinopteri; Cypriniformes; Cyprinidae
Product: WD repeat-containing protein on Y chromosome-like
Exons: 20
Coding region: 816-3623 (935 amino acids)
Molecular function (GO): protein binding
Source: RefSeq, a predicted model, not a curated record
GAUGUCUCUUUGAAAAUUGAUAAUAAUAGUGCUCUUCUGCGGAUUGCACAGGUUCUUCGUUGAAAUCAAAUUGAUCUCUGAACGCGCCGUUUUUAUUUUGAAUGUGCGAGACUUCCGGCGUCAUUCGCUUCUAGUUAUUUGACCUGUACAAAAAGAGUCCGUUUUGCUGCUUAGCAAACUGCCAUUUUUAUAUACAUAUUUUAAAUCAUCAUCAUAAUCAUAAACACUCGCCAGAGGGAUUUGAAUGCGACUCUAUCGCCCCCUUGAUGACGGAGAUCGUGACUGUAUUUUUGUUACUGUAUGAAACGGCGCUCAUCAAAUUCCAAAAAAACUAACCGAAAAUAUUUUCAGAUGAGCCAAAUAAUGACUGACACUUCUCUGACAAGAAGAGAGGCAACUAAUCAAGAUAUGGACACUUUGAAAGCACAUGUGGAUCCGUGGAAGGUCUAUAAGGAGGAAACCCCCAGCACUAUUCAAUAUUUUGCUGGCCGGAGUGUGCGUCUGUUGGAGUCGCUGCAGUCGAGUCAUCUGAGGUCCCUGAUGGAGGCGUUCUUCAGGAAGCGUUCAGUGAGAUCCAAACCCAGCAGAAGAGUCCGAGCACAUGACCGAGUCUCAGCUAACUCCAUGAGUUUUGAGGAUUUCUUCUCCUCUCUGAAAGAAGCGACAGGCCAAGACUACCAGAGGAGUGACGUGGAGGAGUUAUUCAAUGAGGCCGGUGCUCUUCCAUUUGUGUUUAUUCACUUCUUUUACUCAUCAGGAGCCGCUGAAGAGACAAACUUCUAUGCUGGUUACAUGUACUCGUUUGGUCCUGUUUUAUGACAGGUGUGUCUUCUUUUGUGCAGAUGGACGUAUCUUGUGACGGUUGUGUAGGAUGGCAAACGUUCCACAACUUCAUACUGCAGCAUUACAAGCAUGUCAAAGACUCGAUGUGGGCCUGUAAAAAUGUCCCCAUCUCACAGCCUUCAAUACAGCACUGUACCUACAACAAGCAAGAGCCAAUCGUGCGAGUCUUGGCUUUGAGUCAGUCUCCACCCAUGCGUUACAUCAGCGUCAGCAAGAGAGGGACUCUCAUCGUGUGGAACAGACAUCUGAACAACAUAAAGCCUCUGGAGAUGUGUGCCGGCCCCUUUAAUAAAAGGCAGUAUCGAAAGGGCUUCCAAGGAUGGACCACCGAUGCUGUCUACUUGGGAAAUGUUCACAAAAUAGCUGUGGCGACCCUGAGCAGGAGCAUCCACUUCUUUGACGUUACCACCACAUGCAGUUUUGAGCAGGUUCACUUGUUCGGACUGAGUCAUAUUGCUACUGCUCUGUGUUAUUGGUAUGACACAGAGGCUCUGGGAGAAAAGUGUGUGCUGAUGUGGGGCGAUGACAGAGGCUCUGUGAAUUUGCUGUGGUUUCUUCAGCCUUUCAAGGGGCUCUUUGAAAUGCCUUUUACCAACCAGACCGGCCCAGUUCAAAUCUUUAUGCCGGAUAUACAUGCACACAGCACUCUGGUCUCCUAUCAGCACAUCCCAAAAAUCCACAAUGAGCCGAUCAACAGAAUCCUGUAUGAGCCGCAUGAUGAGCUCAUUAUUACUUCAUCAGAAAGUCCAGCCAGCUCUGUGGUCAUCAUUGAUGUCAGUCAGAAGAGAGGGGAAUACAUCUGGAGAAUAGAAAAGGGAGUCAAGUGUUUUGACUUCAGCUUCUCUCUGGGGCUGUUGGUGACCGCUGGAGUGGGUUCUGCUGUCAGACUGUGGAACCGUUAUGUGACGUCCCGCCCGACUGCGGUUCUGCGCAGUCACCAGACCACUGUGGUGGAUGUGGUUAUUCACCAAGCACUGGGCAAGAUCUUCAGCUACUCCAAGGACGCUGUGCUGAAAAUAUGGGACAUUCCUUCUCAACAAUGCUUAAAGACAAUUCCCCUGCAGUUCCCUAAUAUCCAUCUAGGCUUCACUCCGGAGCAUGGCAGCUUCCCUCUGCUCCUCAGUCUGACUCCAGAUCCCGUGCUCCUGGUGACCUGCAGAGAGUUUCUGGCCACACUGCAUCUGCACAAGAGCGAAUCCAACAGCAGGUCUGGGAUUUACACCUGUGCCCUCUAUAAUCCCCAUCUUCAGCAGGUGAUCACAGCCUGCGCCGACUCCACAUUGACGGUGUGGGACGUGAAGACAGGCAUUAAGAGGAUGGAGAUCAGGAACGCUCACGGUAAGGAGGAGGUCUCCUGUAUGGCACUAGAUGUGCAUCAGCGCAGACUGAUCUCCGCAGCCACCAAUGGCACUAUCAAGGUGUGGAACUUACUGAAUGGCCUCAAUCUUCAUAAACUAGAAACCGUCUCCAAUGCAGAGGUCACCGGGGUCAUCUGUCACCAUGACAACCAGCUUCUAGCCACAGGCUGGAGUCGACUGAUCGCUCAGUACAGCAUUGCAUUUUCAGAAGACAUCUAUGUAAAUGCAGACCUGUCCUGGAAGUCUGGUCGUCAGCACGGUGAGGAUAUCCUGGCCAUGGAUCACUGUCCAGGUCUAGGACUUCUGGCUACAGGGAGUUAUGAUGGAGAGAUCAUUAUAUGGAGCCUGGCUCUGCAGAAACCCAUCACACGACUGCAGACAAACCAGCAAGAGAAAGCUCAUCUACCUGUUCAUAGACUGCUGUUCUUGCAAAGACGAGCCCAGCAAAGUGUUCUGAGGAGCGGCGCUGUGCUGCUCAGCUCACAGAAUGGAACUGUCUGCUGCUGGAGCAUCUCUGGGCCCAGACACAACCAAGGACAGUUCUAUGCACCUGAUGGAUCUGAUGAGAGUGUGAUGGGUUUAAGCACAGACCAGGAAAACAGUCUACUUGUCACCGGAGACACAGCCGGACUCAUUAAGGUCUGGGACAUCUCACAGUACGCUUUAGCCGCUGCAGAUACACAGUCUGCAGAAGGUCUGCCCUCGCUGUUGCACUCUUGGAGGGGUCAUGAGAUGGCGAUAGUGAGCAGCGAGCUGCUGGCUUACGAGUCUCAACUCUUCGUUCUGAGCAUCUCGGUGGACCGCAGGGCCUGUCUCUGGACCCCUCAGGGAAGUUGUGUGGGCUGUUUUGGACAGGAACAGCAGUGGGAUUUAAACAACCCGGACACUUAUCAAACCAACAGAGAACCUACCUGUCCGAUCAAAGAGGAGGAGAAGAGGACAGAGGACAGCCAAUCACGUGUCAGUGCUGGGAGUUUCAUCUGCUGGGGUGAAAGUUCAGAGGUCACCGGGACAAGCCUUAGUGCGGGCGAUAGUCAGCAAACAGAAUUAGCUCUAGACCUGCAAAGAGGCUUUAUGGCUCUACAGACCCCAGACUCUGACCACAGAAGCUCUUUGGAAAGGUUCCCGCUGCCUAAAUACAGUGAGGUUCUGUCUGGAGAUCAUGUUUUUAGGGAUCUGGAGAUAAAGAUGAAUGCACGGCAACGCAGGCCACGGGAUACCGGCCGAGAAAAGCUCUGUCUCUUCGGGAACGAGUUCAUGCCGCUUCAGGCUCUGGAGCUGCCGGAGAUCAGUGAGCUGAAAGAUGUACCUUUGAAGCCUUGGAGGUUGAAGAUUCGUCAGAUUUCCUCCAGAGGAGCAGAGAUAAGCUCUCGCAUGCUCUCCUCUGAAGCUCCUCUGCACUGUGAAACACUGGAGGACUAGACAGCCGUAUGAUGGAGGACACAGGGUUUAGUAUUUUUUUCUUCAGGUCAGUGACUGUACACUGAUUUACACUGUUUUGCACCAAAAUUCACCUCCUCGGCCUUAACAGUUUAAUAGACAUUGUUUUUGUGCCAUCAUUGUUUAGACACAUCAGUGUUUGUAUUAUUUAUUAUAAUAUUGAGGAAAAUAAUAAUUAAAAAAAAUGUUUUUUGAAAUUUGACUGUGUAUGUAUUUUAGCAAUAAAUAAUUUUUCUUAAUUAAAAAUUAGAUUGUAUAGACAUUCUGUUGAUUUUGUCCUCAAUUAUUAAGCUUAUUGACAACAUUAAAAUAUGUCUUUCUAAAAAAUCCUGGCAAGAAACAAAUUUGUGUAUUAACACCUUGAACAACAUUGAAAAUCACUCAGAAUACCAACCAUAAAGAAACCACCAGCAACAUCACAGCAAUGCCUUAUCAACACCUUAGCAACCAUAUAGA